Messenger RNA from Phanerochaete carnosa HHB-10118-sp, 736 nucleotides. RefSeq lists its product as uncharacterized. The transcript has a single exon. Lineage: Eukaryota; Fungi; Basidiomycota; Agaricomycetes; Polyporales; Phanerochaetaceae. The record is from RefSeq and is a predicted model, not a curated record. The coding region runs from base 51 to 644 and encodes 197 amino acids.
CAGACUUAGACCACACUCUACCCCCGAUGCCUGACCUUCUUCCUGCCUAUAUGACCGUCGAGCAACCCAUCCAACCUGCUCCGAUAUCGAAGGCCAGACAUCUAACACUCGGACGCAAGGUUCUGAAGAAUAUCAGUACUUCCUCCCCCUUUGGCGUCGUUGACAAGUCUGUGGGCCUGCGCACGCCGCGCAGACCGAAGCUUUCGGAUAAGCUUGCCGCAAGCAUCGAGGCCAAUGGGGAGUUAUCUGAGGGCAAGGGUGCAGGGCCUGAAGCGGGUCCGUACGACCAUUGGUUGCUACGUCGCACGGCCCGCGUUCGCCGGAUCUGCGAUGACAUCCCGUCUAAAGCGGUCACGAACAUGUUCGCCCGGGGCAUGAUUAUCGACACGGACUGGCUCGAGCGUGGUGAUCCAGACUGGCAUCCGGACUGGCACGAGGAGGAUGCGGACGGCGAAACGGACCAUGGCGAGGAGGUGCCGUUUGAAGAGGCGAAGCCUGCGGACGACGAGCUUCCCGUACUGGAUGUGGACAUGUGGGACGCUACUCAUCCUCAAGAGGGCGAGCAAGAAGCCGGGCCUUCGCGGACAUCGCGUGAUGAUAGUGAACUAGCGCAGGAAGUUUCAAAUGGUGCGAGCGGGGUUUAGACUUCGUUGCUGUUUUUGCUAUUUUUCUUACGACAUAUGCCCGGGUUUUAUCCUGAUUAUCUGGCUUGUGCGACCAUACUCUACACCUGUAA